Molecule: messenger RNA, 1019 nt
Organism: Aspergillus brunneoviolaceus CBS 621.78
Lineage: Eukaryota; Fungi; Ascomycota; Eurotiomycetes; Eurotiales; Aspergillaceae
Exons: 1
Coding region: 145-678 (177 amino acids)
Source: RefSeq, a predicted model, not a curated record
AUCGUAAAAGCCGACUGUCAUUGUCAGUUGUACUCUUUGGUACUCUUUGGUUUUAAGUAGACUAGAAAGCAUGGAUCCGUUCCCUUCGACAAACCUUUCUCCUUCUGCGGCCCAUUUUCCCCCGACAGCACGCCGUGCUCAUAUAUGGUAAAACUAUUUUUGGCUCCCGUUUUCUGUUUAUUUCUUUUUUGCCCCUUCAAAACACUCGAGGAGCCCACCACACCUUUAAAUUCCAGCCUUGCUAUGGUCUCUGCUGCGCUAUCAUGUGAGACAUCAAGUUGGGUGGUGGUGGGGGGGGGACCCAUUAUUCUGAGCAGCCAUCCAUGUGACAGGAGUCAUCAACAAUCAACUUCAAAUGUCUUGCAGCAACACUAUCAGAGUUUUCAUGCCCCCAUAUUCUUCUCAUGCUCAAGAACCACCAUUUUGAAGGCUUGCAUUGUGGCCAAGAUUUCUCUCGAGAAGUGCAUUCUUCCGUGCAUAAGCAAAAUACUUGCUGGGUGGUUAAUUAGUUCUGGAUCCCACACAAGCACCUUAUCUCAUGACCCAGCGAUCCACCACUGUUACCAUCAUAUGGUUCACCACCCCGCUCCCUUCUUGACGACCGGGCAUUCAGACCUGCUCUGCCUUCUUGGCCUCGUUUCUCCAUGUAACCCUCGAAUGUUUACUCCAGAGUCCUAAAUCCGGUCAAGAGAGCAAACAUGUGAUGAUGGAAGUCAGCGGACAGAUGGGGAGGGAUUGAGAACUCAUCCACGGCAAAGGACAUUUCUUCUGCUGGAAAGAUAGUAAAGGGGUCGAUAUCCUUGUCGGUGGAAAGUUCAGGGACUCACUCUUCGAACUGCAUGUUUACAAACCCCUCCCAGCAGGUGGGUUGACUAGAUGUAUGUGGACGAGCUGGGGGUCAUGGCGGACAAACUGGCAGUAGCUACAGUUCAUCCUACUGGGUGAGCGGAGAAGUAGAUCAUGACGGAGCCCAUUCAAUGAACAGCGUUGCUGCUGCGCAAGGACGAGGGAUCGGCAGC